This is a messenger RNA of Trichobilharzia regenti, 4885 nucleotides long. Lineage: Eukaryota; Metazoa; Platyhelminthes; Trematoda; Strigeidida; Schistosomatidae. The record is from the annotation of a GenBank genome assembly.
UGACCUUGAAGUCGAACAAGUCAGAUUUCGUUAGAUGGAGCCUCAGGUACUGCCUUUGCUAAAACUAACAUCGUUAGAUGGUCCUCCUAAAUUCCUACUGACUCUUCAAUCUGCUGGAAAGUUCGUUAAAAAGUUAAGAGAGACAGAGGCGAAUGUAGUUGACUCGCAGGCUAAUCGUUCCGGUUCUGAGGAAGAGCACAGAGCACUGCAGGCUGGGCUGCUGUAUUUGGCACUCACUGAGCCGGAUCCAAGGCACUCAUUCUGCACGGAUAUUGUAUUGACAUCUCGCGACAAUUUAACCUACGUCCUGUCAGAGUUAACUCGCUUGGUGGCAGAGACAUGGCCGAAAAUGACUAAUACUGUUCGGUCCAACGCUAUAUCUUUGUUAGGUGAACUUAUAUCAACGAGGACUGCAAGUGUCGAGGUCUUAAUGCUGCAUCUUUACCGACGAAUGACAACUGGUGAUAUCAGUCCACCAAACCUCUGGCUCGUAGAUGUUAUGGUAGACCUUCUGGAGAAAAACAAAGAGUGGCUAAGCAGUUUAGAUCGACAGCCGUUUUUGCUUCCCCUAACUGUAUAUACACUGCUUAGGCUAAUUCCAGAUCACAGUUCUACUGCUCAACCACCAGCAGCAGUGUCUCCCAUUCCAUCUGUCCUUUUACCCAAGCUCCGACAGAAGGAAUUAAGUUUGGUUGAAGAACUUAUUCGCAAAAACUUUGACCGCUGCGCCCAAAUUGGUCGAGACUUUAUUCGUCUUUUACAUGGUGCUGCGCGACUAGAACCCAUAAAGCGUUUGUGGGAUGAUAUCCUACAAAACAUUUCAUCUCUGUCUUCUUGUUUUUCAAAUCUUUCUGAAAUAUUGGAAAUCACAACGCCUCAGUGUUUCACUCAAACUCUUAUUCCACAUGAAAUGGAACAAUGGGUUCGUUGGAUGAUGAAGAAUGUUCACUGUGUGCCAAGAGUGCCUGUUCACCGGUAUCAGGACUUUUUCCAGCGAAAAUUUUUCGCAACUCCAGAAAGUCAGAGCCUUCGCGUAUGUCUUCUUCGAUACGUAGUGACUUACUUCUAUCCGGACAAUGAAAUGUUAGCUUCAACAUUAAUACCCCGAUGGAAUGUAGUUUCUUGGAUUCUAUCACAGUCUACGUGUCCUGUAGCUACUGCUAACGCCAAACUGGCUCUUUUCUAUGAUUGGCUGUUCUUUAAACCUAAUGACUGCAUAAUGAAUUUAGAACCUGCUUUAUUGGCUAUUAUGAAUCAUCUCAACCCACGUUCCCAAUUGAUCGCAUUUUCACUGGUUGAUUUUUUAAUCAAGAUUGUUGGAACUUAUCACCCACCUAUGGUCGAAAGAAUCGUUUUAGGCGUCCGUGCUGGUUUAGAAGAAAUGAUCCGUUUGGGUGUUGUUAAAAGCAUUGCUCCACUUUUCGAAUUUCUGCACCGUUCUUCUUCUACGGAUUUGCUGCGGUCGCUACGUGUUUUAUUGGGUCUUGAUCCUCCUAGUACCUUGCCGAAUACAGUAGUCUCACCAGUUGACAGCCCUAAUCGCAUACUCCCUGAGAAGUGGGUCGGACCAGGUGAUAUGCCGACGGUGAAUACGAAUUCAAGUCCUGUUACAAGCAGUACAAUUGUGUCUCGUAAUCAAAAUACCACACCUUUACCAAACUCAAAACCUUUGUCCUCUGUGUUGACAACAGAUAGUGGACCACCAACAGAUCCUCGUCUGACACGAGGUCAUGCUGCCAUUAUUGCUGGAGUUGUUCCACCAAGUGUGAGUUCCGUGGCGACUGAAAAUGUAAUCAAACCUGUUUUGACAGCAUCCGAAUCACCUCCAAUACUUCAAACAAGUGUACCGAUGGCACAACAACAAAACCCAAGCCUACUGAUCCCAUCACAAGAUGACGUAAAAGCCCCAAUUAUUCCUGUUCGUAGCACACUACCCUUAUUACCAACCUUACCUCGCAGUUCUCAACAGUUGGCAGAAGCCCAGAUAACAGAUGAUGAUAUGGAUAUUAUGGAGAUAGAUAUAUUGGACAGUAAACCAGCACCCACAAGAACCGCCACCUGGAGUCCUCCCCCAAUCGAAAGUCGGCAUGUAAUCAAGAAAUCUUCUGAUCAUGAACCAGAUACACCAGAUUCCUUAGAGUUUAAGAUCGAUAAUCUUCGACGUCGGUUUCAAGAUUACCAGUUGAGAUUUCAUUAUUUUGUGGAAUCUGUUGAUGUUAAUUCCCUGAUUAAACAACUUGAUGGACCAAUACGUGCUGCUUUGGAGCAAUUCCGUGAUGUAGCCAAACAUGUUGGUUUGAUACGUAAUUCUUCAAUUGGUUUAUGCGCUUCACAGACAUUGGAGGAUUUGGACAAUGGUUCACAUGAUGAAGAGCAAAAGUCCUCUGUGUUUCUGCGUUCUCCGUCUGUGCUCAAUGAUUUGUGUGAGUCAAUGGAGGGUUUAAUUCAAGCAGUACUUGUUGAAGAUAGCUUUGAUGAUUUGGAAAUUGCUGGCAGGACUGCAGCUGUUGUAUGCGAAUUGUUGUUUUGUCUGUUUGCUCAACGACUUAUGCCUAUUGGAGUUGAAUGGUCUGAGGAACACCUGGAAGAUUGUUUGGCAUUCCCCAUAUUUGUUCCAUUUCGUCAUCUUUUGCAAAUGAGUCCCGGUGAUCCUAAACGUGAAUUACUCUUAUUAUUGUUAACAGAAAUGCAAAGCCGACAACCUAGACUUGGUUAUCACUUGCUAUUUUUUCUUAAAAUCAGCAAGUUAAAUGAUGAGAAAAUGUCAAUUUAUCGUAAUUUUUGUGCAAGUCAAGAGAAUCCCAAUUUACGAGAUUCUUUAUUUAAGGACAUGCAAUUACUUUCGGAUGAUAAUCGUCGUUUGUUCGCUUAUCUGCUUCCAGAUGUAUUCACUGUAUUUUCAUCUGAAUUAUCUGAUGAUACUGAAUUUCUUCAACUGAUUGUUGCUACAAUUGAUCCAGGAAUGUGUAAUUCUCUUAUAAGUGAAAUAGUUCGUGGUCAUUUGAAUCUUUUUCCAAAUAAUGAUUUGACAAGUAUUUUAAAUGCCAGUCUCGAGUGGAAUUCUAUCGAACAGCUGUUUUUCUGGCAAUUAAUUAAUGCUCAUGAAAUUCCAACCAGUCGAUUUUUACCACUAAUUCGUUCAGUCGAUUCAUUGAAACACCCUGAAGCAUGUUCCAAUCUGAUUCUUCUCUUGAAAUUGGAAAAGCCUAGUUUUGAGUUAGUUCGUGCCUUGUUAUCUCGUCGUAGUGCUAAUGAUUUAUUAUCGAUGACAGCAUUACAUUUCUGGAGUUGUCCAGAUAAUCAACAUUCUGGCCGUUUUUCAAACAUCUUGUGUUCCUUGAUCAGUACGCCUUUAGCAUCAGUUAAAGAUUCAAAUUCCGUUAGUGGCGGCACUUCAACUAAUAGUGGGCAAAAUAUGAAAGAGUGUAAAGAAAGGCGUCGUAGCAGUACCUCAAAAAAUCAACUGUCACCGGAGAAUUGUGUAGAUCUUUCACUUAUUCUUACUCACUUGGAUUCUCUUCGAAGAAAUUGUAAAAAUAUCUCGUUAUUUCAAGACGACGAUAUACAGUCUUCCCUCCAGUCGUUGGCAGUUUCACCGAAAUUAUCUCCGAACCUCAAAGAUCGUUUUUCAGAUUUAUUAGCACUAGUUGAAGAUCUUCCUUCAACACAAAGUGGUUACCAGUCAAAAGGUAAAGAUUCUCUGUCAAACUCUGCUAACACAUCUGGUCUUAUGAAUGGCGAUGUGUAUACAGGUGCAGGUCAAGUAAAGAAAGGCACAACAAACAGGCUGAAGCCUACUGGUAAGGGUGGUCAUAGCCUUCGAAAUUUGGAUUCACGUCGGGCAGCUGAAGCGGAAAGACGACAGGGUUGUACAAAUUCAAAUAAUAGUAGUAAUAGUUCAACUUCAUCAAAACGCCAAAAUCCAUCCGAGACUCAAAUGAACACUUUUGAUGGCGAUUCUGAUUGUAAUGAAGUCAUAUCCCUGACUAGUGAUUCAUCGUCUUGUUCAUCUGAAGACGAAAAUGAAUCAGCCAGAAGUAAGAAAACAAGAAGUGGAACAACUCGAUCUACAAACAAAUCAAAGUCACGUGGGGUGAAACGUACUAAUUCAGAAAUGGUGAAAGAUCGAAAACCAGUAAGUAAACGUUCAGCAACUGCAACCCGUCAAGAGUUGAAUGAAGAAUGUACUAAAACUGAGGAGGAUGAUGAUGAUGAUGACGACGACGAAGAAUACGAAGAUCGUGCACUACAGGUGGUAGUAGUUGAUGAGGAAAGCGGUGAUGAAUCCAACGCUCCCAAAACUACCUCACGGGGUAACAACAAUAAUAAUAAUAACUCUAAUAAUGAGAACGAUGAUGUCGAUGAUGAUUGUAGAAUUCGACCAUCUAAGCGCCGUAAAACAGCAAUUAAACGCUUUAUGUUAGAUGACUAAAUAUAUGAGUUGGAUUUUCUUGUAUUUUGUACAUAUUGUAUUGUAAUUGCUUUUUUCACAAUAUUUUUUUAUGCUGUUAUUUAUGGUAAAAAUCAAAUGCCUCCUGAAAUUUUCUUGUACAUAAAAAUUGUACAGCUUAUGAGUUACUUUCUUAAUAUUCCCCUUUUUUUCUAUUUUUAAACACCUAGUUACCUUCAGAACUGAUUGUCCCUUCUGAAGGGUAUUUAUAUUACACAAGAAAAAGUUUCUUUUGUUUUUUUAUCAAAAUUUUUGUUGAUGAAAAACAGCUUAAUAUUUGUAGAAUAAAAUAAUUUCUGAAGUACUUCUGGUUUAUUGAUUUAUUUCAGUUGGUUAGCAUUAACUGUUUUUAAAAUUUGAUACAUUUAUUCCCCUUAAUGAAUAUGAACAAAGCAAGAACUACAGUUUUCUCAGAAUAAAGUGGUACCAUCAUUU